Molecule: messenger RNA, 2562 nt
Organism: Dicentrarchus labrax (European seabass)
Lineage: Eukaryota; Metazoa; Chordata; Actinopteri; Moronidae
Product: UDP-glucuronosyltransferase 2C1-like
Exons: 3
Coding region: 145-1746 (533 amino acids)
Molecular function (GO): UDP-glycosyltransferase activity
Source: RefSeq, a predicted model, not a curated record
UUUCGUCUCCUCCCCCACUGCACUCUCUUCCUAAUUUACCACAACAAUCAGGCUUCAUGGAUUCCUGCCACCGCUGCGCUUCACUUGUUCAGAGGACACUUACAGUGCAUUUCUCCACAGUUUUAGAGAUUUAAGAGUGAAUCCAUGGGGAGCAUCCCAGGAGUUUCACUUCUGCUUCUGGCGGUGAGUGUGUCCCUCCUGACAAGUCCCAGUGUCCAGGGCGGAAAGAUUCUGGUGUUCCCAUUGGAUGGCAGCCACUGGGUCAACAUGAACAUCCUGAUCCAGAGCCUCCAUGCCAGGGGUCAUGAGGUCACUGUGGUCCACACAUCCACUAGCUGGUACAUUAAGGAAAAUGCAUCACAUUACCACUCCAUCACUGUCACCCUACCAGAACCCAUGAGCCUACAGGAUGAGGACUUCUUUGUAAGCCUUCUGUUAAAGAUGUUGACAAUUCAGAAAGAAGGGGCAUCUCUUAUCAGCUUUGGGAAGUUCUUCUGGGAAAUGCUCGGUGCACUGUCGAAAAUUCACCAACAGGCCAGCAUGUUCGUGGUAGAAAUACUUGAGAACAAGACUCUAAUGCAGAGUAUUCGUGAUACCCAGUUUGACAUGGUUCUUCUGGACCCCGGAUUGCCUGUGGGAAUUCUGGUGGCUCAUGAACUUAAGCUGCCGACUGUUUAUAAUGUGAGAUGGACCUCCAGCGGAGAAGGGCAUUUUGUGGUAGCUCCAUCCCCAUUAUCCUAUGUUCCAAUUUCAGGAAAUGCUGUGUCAGAUAAGAUGACAUUUGGGCAAAGGGUCAAGAACACCUUUUACUAUGCCUUCAACACAAUCAUUGACAAGUUUGUAGUAUGCCCACACUAUGAUAGACUGAUAUCCAGGUACUUUCCAGAUCAGAAGUUCUAUCACCUUCUACAAGGAGCAGACAUCUGGCUGAUGAGGGUGGACUUUGUCUUUGAAUUCCCCAGACCCACCAUGCCAAACAUCGCCUACAUUGGUGGUUUUCAGUGUAAGCCUUCUAAGCCUUUAUCAUCAGAGCUGGAGGAUUUUGUUCAAAGUUCAGGAGAACAUGGAUUCAUCUUGAUGUCUCUUGGUACUCUGGUCAAAGGCCUACCUAUAGAAAUCACUUCUGAAAUCGCUGCUGCCUUUGCCAAACUUCCCCAAAAGGUCAUAUGGAGGCAUGCCGGUGAGCGCCCCAACAAUUUGGGCAACAACACCUUACUGUUAGAAUGGAUGCCCCAAAAUGACCUCUUGGGUCACCCAAAGAUUAAAGCCUUUGUGGCCCAUGGAGGUACAAAUGGGAUCUAUGAGUCCAUCUACCAUGGAGUGCCCAUAGUGGGCAUACCGCUUCUGUUUGACCAGUUUGAGAAUGUUUUAAGAAUGGAAGCACGAGGAGCUGCUAAGGUGGUGGAUGCGACCAAAAUCACUUGGCAGAACUUUCUGGAAACAAUACAAGAAGUUCUUCACAAUCCCUCCUACAGAAAUAGCAUGAAGCGUCUGUCUGCUCUCCAUCGAGAUAAACCAAUGCAUCCUCUGGACACUGCCGUUUACUGGGUUGAGUUUGUUAUCAGGCACAAAGGAGCUUCACAUUUACGCACUGAGUCUUACAAGAUGCCCUGGUAUGCCUAUUAUUCUGUGGAUGUUAUAUGCUUUUUGACUGCGGUCUUGUUUACACUGAUAGCCAUUGUAGUGGGAUCAAUACGAUUCCUUUGCUUUAGACUAUGCAGGAGGAGAAAACCCAAGCAGGAGUAGUUACUGACUCCUCACAUCAGAUUAGUGUUUAAGUCAUCUUAAAGGAUAGGAUAUUUCUACAUUCUCAGUCCUUGCUCUAGGGAGGGUGGUGUCAGUCAAUGUGUCAGGUCAAUCCACCAGUGGUUCAGAAUUAAAUUACUUAAGGACUAUUGGAUGGAUUGUCAUUCAAUUUUGUACAGAUAUUCAUUGUCCCAAGAGCAUAUAUCCAAAUCAAUUUUAGCUUUCAGUGAAAUGAUGAGUGAAUGAUGAAUUCCCAUUAAAUCUGGUACAAAUGACCAUAGUGCCUGGAGGAUAAUUCUUAAUGGUUUAGGUGACACCUUGACUUUUCCUCUGGCACCAUCAUAAGGUCAAUGUUCUCCAGUCAAUUUUCCAGUAAAAUAUCUCAACACUGUCCAAACAUACAAGCUUAAGAUACUUAUGAUAUUUAAGGGGACAACUGUGCAAUGUUUUUGGAGCUUCUCACCAUUACAAGUCUAAAAGAUGCUGCAUGCAAAACAAUCAAAUCAUUCACUAUUCCAUACACCAAAAUGGAAAAAAGUAGGUGGAUAUAUUGAUUGAUUGACAGCUGUGUGCCUGUAUUUACUCUUAACAGCAGUGUAUUACUGUUAUUUCCAGUGUAUGCAGAUCUGAAAUUUCACAAGAUAUAUAAAAUCACUUAUAUGAUUUAUCUGUCUUUUUUUAAAAAUAAAAAUCAACAUUUAAAAAAUGAAUACUGCAAGUUUAUGUCGUGUAUCAUCACUUGAAGAAAGAAAAUGCAGUCUGUUAAAUCGGUUUAAAUUUAUACUUAAUGAAAAUAAAAAAGUAAUUAACGACAAA